Molecule: messenger RNA, 357 nt
Organism: Penicillium argentinense
Lineage: Eukaryota; Fungi; Ascomycota; Eurotiomycetes; Eurotiales; Aspergillaceae
Exons: 1
Coding region: 1-357 (118 amino acids)
Source: RefSeq, a predicted model, not a curated record
AUGGCACGUUUCAAUAUUCCGGGGGAAGCUUUGAGCUUAUCGCCCCCAAUCCAAUGGGAAUCCCCGGUCUCGAUGCCCAUUGCUCCUUCUUCCUUAAUUCCACCCUUCACCUAUGUCCGCAAUCCCUUGGACAAUAACAUCGUCCUCACAUUCAUGUUGCAUAUUUCCGACCGCAAUGCGGGGGUCUAUAGCCGCCCUCGUAUAUCCGAGCUGGCUACUCGCUACUCCCCGGCCAUGACUGUUGAUUACCAGAAUCUCACCAAUCCACAUCUCCCCUCCAGUCCACCGAUCGCCCACAAUUCUCGCGCCUCCCACUGGUCCUCGAAGCCAACUGAUCCACCUGCCCCAACGCCGUGA